AUGGUGAAGUGGUACGAGGUACAACCCGACCGUAGCGAUUCUGGCAGCUAUCCCGACAUUGAUGGCUUUGGUCCAGUUGAAUAUAUCACCAUAGCAUCAACGGAACGAGUCGUCUGUCAAGAUAUUUGGGAUGUUGGACUUAUUCCCGCAGAUGUUUUGCAGUCACUGUAUGUUUGUCUUUGGGAAUCCAAUACAGACAUCGAUGCAGAAGGCGAGACGCUUGUCAAGACCCUGAUGAGUAUCAGGAAGAAGAGGAAUUUCAGUCUCCAUAUCGAAUUGGUUCAACAGGAGGUCAGGUUAAACUUGUGGGUCCCGUGGAUCGAACUCCUGAGACCUGUUCUCCAGGCAUAUGAACGCGAAGGAGGGCAUUUGCGUUUCAAAUGGGGGCAUCCGUUUAACAGGUACGACGACAUAGAGUUUGACCUCACCGAGGUGCUCAGAGAUACGAGUGGAAGUGAACAGUGGAGGCAAGAUGCGAGAGAAUAUCUGGACAGUCUGGAUGACUAUAUCCUCAAGGAAUAUCACGAGGAUCCGUGGAUCGCAUUUUCGGAACGCCAUUACCUUAUCGAGAAUGAGCCAGAUUAUGACCCCAAGAAUUAUGCUCAUCCUGCGCUCAACACUCCGCCCGGCUUCUAUCCUGAAUCAUCAGAAUAUAGCGAUAGCGAAGAUGAUAGCGACGAUGGUAGCGAAGAUGGUAGCGACGAUGGUAGCGAAGAUGGUAGCGAAGAUGAUAGCGAAGAUGAUGCUAGUCAAGACGAUGCUCAAGACGGUUUGGAUUGA
Alternaria hordeiaustralica is the source of this 780-nucleotide messenger RNA. RefSeq lists its product as uncharacterized. The record is from RefSeq and is a predicted model, not a curated record. The transcript has 2 exons. NCBI's taxonomy places the organism in Eukaryota, Fungi, Ascomycota, Dothideomycetes, Pleosporales, Pleosporaceae. The coding region runs from base 1 to 780 and encodes 259 amino acids.